Messenger RNA from Cetraspora pellucida, 257 nucleotides. The record is from the annotation of a GenBank genome assembly. NCBI's taxonomy places the organism in Eukaryota, Fungi, Glomeromycota, Glomeromycetes, Diversisporales, Gigasporaceae.
AUGAUUGCUAGUUUUAGUUAUUUGUAUAUAGAAAAUGCAAGUGUUAGUAGUGAUGAGCCUAAGGAUUCUGAAAGAAAAUCUACAAAUGAUCCAUUAUACAAGCUUUUUCAAAAAGUUUUUAUAAAUGACUCUUGGAGUUGUGUAUCAUUAAUUGAAAAGCCAUAUUACUUUGCAGAAAUCUUUUUUGAGAUGUGCUACCUGUAUGGUGACCAAAAUGCAGCAAAAACAUUAAAGACUGAACAACCAUUAUGUGUUGA